Molecule: messenger RNA, 180 nt
Organism: Penicillium samsonianum
Lineage: Eukaryota; Fungi; Ascomycota; Eurotiomycetes; Eurotiales; Aspergillaceae
Exons: 2
Coding region: 1-180 (59 amino acids)
Source: RefSeq, a predicted model, not a curated record
AUGUCUGUCGAUGCACUCCUCGUUAUUACCACGGUCAUCAUCUGUGUUCUCAGCAACCGUGGUCUAUAUGGCGCUCAGAGUCAUUCAGGAUACAUUUCCAUUCCAGAACGAUCAGGAUUACGAAGUCCAGGUGGUGGACUAUUUUUGCAAGUUCGCAAGCCCUACGUGGACGACUGGUAG